Messenger RNA from Cebus imitator (Panamanian white-faced capuchin), 2869 nucleotides. RefSeq names its product olfactory receptor 13C7-like. Gene Ontology annotation, molecular function: G protein-coupled receptor activity; olfactory receptor activity. Lineage: Eukaryota; Metazoa; Chordata; Mammalia; Primates; Cebidae. The coding region runs from base 521 to 1480 and encodes 319 amino acids. Gene Ontology annotation, cellular component: membrane. The record is from RefSeq and is a predicted model, not a curated record. The transcript is spliced from 2 exons. Gene Ontology annotation, biological process: G protein-coupled receptor signaling pathway.
UCAUCGUUACUAGAACUAGUUUCUAUUUUGCCAAUGAUUAGUUGGCUUUUACAAUAGCAAUGGCAGCUACUUGAUUUUAAUGAGAACUGAGAAGCAGUUCUUUUAGUUAUCUUUGUGAAAUUAUUGAGAUAGAACUUAUGAGGCUAGCAGUUUGAUUAAAAAUGUAGGACUUCUGUUUUUGGCGUUUAAAUAUAGAAAUACUGCAUAUUACAUCAAAUGGGGAUACAAAUAAUUAUAGCAAAUUGCUGUGUUAAAGAACUUUUUGAGUGACCUACCUCUCAUUACCAUGGGUAUUUCUGAAUAUGCAGUGAGAGGAAGGUCAGCAGAACAGCUGUUAGAACAGAGAAAGCUGACUUCUGUGCAGGAAGAAGACAAUAUGUAUUUUCUCAUACUUAGAGGUCUUUAUUACUCAUAAGGGAAGCCAUUCAAGAACGCAAAUGAUUCUUAUAGACAUUGGUAUAAAAGAUCCACAUACAUUCCAGCCACUACAGAAUUUCUCUUAGUCAAAGAAAAUAUUAGCAUGGGAAAGUCUAAUCAGUCUUUUGUGACAGAAUUUGUCCUGCUGGGGCUUUCUGGCUACCCAGAGCUGGAGGCCAUUUACUUUGUGCUGGUCCUGUGUAUGUAUUUGGUGAUCCUAUUGGGAAAUGGAGUCAUCAUCCUUGUGAGUGUUUAUGACACCCACUUGCACACCCCCAUGUACUUUUUCCUCAGUAACUUAUUCUUGGACAUCUGCUAUACUAGUUCAUCUAUCCCACUAUUUCUCAGCAGCUUCUUAACUUCAAAGAAAACUAUUUCCUUCUCUGGAUGCGGAGUGCAAAUGUUUCUCUCUUUUGCUAUGGGAGCAACAGAGUGUGUCCUUCUAAGUAUGAUGGCGUUUGACCGCUAUGUGGCCAUCUGUAGCCCUCUACGAUACCCUAUCAUCAUGAACAAAUCUGCAUAUGUGUCCAUGGCUGCUGGGUCCUGGAUUGCAGGAGGCAUCAAUUCUGUGUUGCAAACGUCCCUUGCAAUGCGGCUUCCUUUCUGUGGGGAUAACGUCAUUAAUCAUUUUACUUGUGAAAUCUUGGCUGUCUUAAAAUUGGCCUGUGCUAAUAUCUCCAUAAAUAUUAUUAGCAUGGUUGUUGCUAACAUGAUUUUCCUUGCAGGGCCAGUACUUUUUAUUUUUGUUUCAUAUGUUUUUAUUCUCUCCACCAUUCUGAGAAUUCCUUCUGCAGAAGGAAGGCGCAAAGCCUUCUCCACCUGCUCUGCCCACCUAACGGUGGUCGUUAUAUUCUACGGAACCAUCCUUUUCAUGUAUGCAAAGCCCAAGGCUAAAGACUCUUCUGGUGCAGACAAAGAACAAGUCACAGAAAAAAUCAUCUCCCUCUUCUAUGGGGUGGUGACACCUAUGCUUAAUCCUCUCAUCUAUAGUUUGAGGAACAAAGAUGUGAAGGCAGCAGUGAAGAGUAUUCUGUGUCAAAAAUGCUUCUCAGAAAGAAUGUGAAUGUUUCUUUAUUUAUUUUUAAAAUCAUUUUACUCUGAAUGUAGGGCUAGUUCUCACUCGGAGUUUCCAAAAUAAAUAUGAGGGUUGAUGAUUCCAUGAAUUCCUGAAAUUCUCAUUUUUCUUUUCCUAAUGCUUAAAAGAAAGAGGGAAAUCCAGGACUGAGUUAUUUUUCUCUUCAUGAUAGAGUUAAGGAAAAGAGGGACAGAAACUUAUGGAUAAAAGUAUUCUCAUCCAAACCACCAUCCUUGUUAAGGCUAAUAGAGUUUAGUUUAAUCCUUGAAUGAUAAAUUUUAUAAUCUAAGAGGAAGUACCCUUUUGCUAACUUAAUAUUUUAUCCCAUAUCUACACCAUUCUUAGGAAGAUCAAGUAGAAAGCAUCUUGCUAAAAAUCAGAAUGCUAUAUGACUCCAACAGUAAAUAAUUCGGAAUGAAGUAGAUUUGAUCACGUAGAAGUAAAUGGGGAACACUGUAAGGUGUUAGAUACCUACCCUGUAUAUAUGUAAUAGAGGGAGAAUAAAUGGAAAAAUGAAGCUAUUUCCUGGGGAUGAUUUCCUUUUGGCUACAAACUGGCAAGCCAUCUUUUGUGCAGAGGUGUUUAAGGCAAUGUGAGACUCUGUGCAGACAACCCAGAUGAUGGGAAAUAUGGCCUGCCUUGUGUUUCAGUAGAUGAGCAAUGAUGUCUUUGAGUGAAAUGAUUCAAGAAACAUUACUUUACUUCUAACUAACUGGAUAGUACAGUUCUCUGAGAACACAGUGAUAAUGGAUUUACUAUUGUAAGAAGUUAGGUUUUUGCAAUUACAUGAAUUUUCUAUGGAAUCUGAGCAUUACAUUCAUUCACUCAGUCAUUUAUUACUCAUUUACUUAUUCAGUCCACCAGUAUUUACUGAAUCCCUAUUUUUGUCUCAGGCAUUGGGCUAAAUAUUGGCGAUAUAAAAAAAUAUAAAACAACCUGGAAGCGACAACGAAGACAUGGUGAGGGAGCAGUCUUGUGGAAUACAGAUUGACACAUACAUUGAAGAUGAAAAUCUUAAAGAAUACUUAUUUAUGGAUUUUUCAUCUCUCCUACCUUCUAAGCUGGACUCUGUUGGGUCUUUGUUGGGCUGAGCAGAAUAAUGGUUGGAUUAAUAGUAAUUUAAAUAAGCUGAUUGUCAUAUGAAAGGGCUUGAACCAUCUCUAGAAAAGAAAGAAGAUAGUGAGAAAGACCUCAGUGCAUACUGGAGAUUUUGAUGAUAGAAGGACAGAUAUUUACAUUGAUACAGCAAAAAUAGGAUUAGAGGAAAAGAAAAAAUUACCUACAUGGAAUUUUGGGAAAGGUUUGAUGCUGGUUUUAUGUGACCCUACCUCAGUGUGUCUUGAUAAUCUCAAUAAAGAUAUACAACAUUCUUUAAGA